UCUUCCCACGCUUGUGAAAAUUUAGCUAUGGCGGCAAUUUGCAAAAAUUUGUUGGAAUGCUGAACACGUGAAGUGUAUUAGUUUGACGAUUUUGAUUUUGUUUUCGUACACGGCUUUUUUGCAGUGUUGUAUUUUUUUGCAAGUAGUGUAAGAAAAUAAUAAUGGUGCGAAAGAGACCUUGUUGUGUACCCUUGUGUAGUGACAAAAUUUCUGUGCGCCACCGUUUUCCACUUAAAAACGUAGAUGUUUUUGACUUGUGGAUUCAGAGAAUAAAUCCAAAACUGCAAGGCCUUGAGAGGAAAAAGGUUUAUGAUACCUAUCUUGUAUGCGACCGACAUUUUAACGAACAGUGCAAGAAUGCUGGUUCAAAGAGUCUCAAAAUUUACUCUUUGCCGACACAACAUCUUCCAGAAUUCCAUGAAAAGUCUGUGAAGGAAAAUUCAUUCCUCUAUCCCCUUGAUAUCACAGCUGGGAUAAUUGCAAAGGCCAACAACGACAGCAGGAGUUGCACAGUUGGAAUUGAAGAAAGUUGUGAUGGCAUACAACUGCUGGGGCCAUGCAGUUCAUUAUCUGUGCGUGAGGAUUGUCAAGUAGAAACAAGAGCAGAGGAAAAUAUCAGUAUGCCGGAAAUUCGAGUUGAGGAAAUGUUGGAUGGCAUACAACCAUUGGAGCCGUGUAGUUCACCAGCUGUGCGUGAGGAUGUCAAAAGUACAGGAUUCAGUGAGGAGCCUUCAAAGGAGCAUAAUGUUGAGCACACUGUUUGCAAAUCUUUGUUGAAAAAUGUCAGUGUAACUCGGCAAAAAGUACUGACUCCUAAAGCUCGUAGGCUAUACCAAGAUGCAAUUAAACUAAGACACAAUAAGGCAAUAUUGGCUGGGAGGGUCAAAAACUAUAGAACAAGAGUAAAGCUUGCUGAGAAAUUUGCUACUUCAAAAAUGUUUGACUACAUUGCAAACAGAGUUAAUGACGUCACGUAUCGUUUCUUCUUGUCGCAGCUGAAAUCACAAAAAGUGAUUCCCAAAGGUAGAAGGUUUACAUUAGAUGAUAAACUUCUUGCCCUUGCACUGUCAAAGCAGAGUAAUAAGGGCUACAGGUUGUUAUCAAAGUACUUUGCUUUGCCAUCCAAGAGAACACUGACAAAAGUUCUGGGAAAUUUCCAUUUUGAUCCUGAUGUCAAUGUGCAUGUAAUGGAGCAAUUAAAGAAAGCUGUGGCAAGACUUACUCCGAAGGACAGAUAUUGCACUCUUGUAUUUGACGAGCUGAGUCUUCAGCCUAACAUACACUACGAUGAGAAUGGUGAUGUUAUUGUAGGAUUCCAAGAUUUUGGCAAUGGAGAACGGAAACCAGUGUUUGCAGACCAUGCAUUAGUUUUUAUGGUGCGUGGCCUUAAAAAACGUUGGAAACAGCCUAUUGCAUUUGCAUUCAUUGAAGGUUCAACCAAAACCACUGACCUAGUUCGCUGUAUUAAAGAUGUUGUCACAGCUGUUCAACAGACUGGGCUUAAAGUUGUUGGCACUAUCUGUGACCAAGGUACGUCAAACCAAGCUGCCAUAAAUUACCUUCUAAAAGAAAGUGAUGAGAUGUGCAAGAGGAAAGGCAUAGAAAAUCGUAAUUCAGGAAUGGUAAUUAAUGGAGAAGAGAUAAUUCCCUUAUUUGAUCCUCCACAUCUUUUAAAGGGGAUAAGAAACAAUUUGCUCACCAAAGAUGUCCUGUUCAUUUGGGAGAAAGGUCAGCAAGUAGCUUCGUGGAGGCUCUCCAACUUUACGAAGUAGACAGUCGUCAUCAUCGAGAUGACUUGAGAGCAUGCCCGAAACUAACGGAAGAGCAUGUUGUGCUUGCAAAAAUCAAGAAAAUGAAAGUGAAGAAUUGCACACAGGUCUUCAGUCAACGAUUGUCGUCUACAAUGCGGCUGCUUGCAGAGUGGGGUACGUACUUACAUUUUAUCCCUCAAUAUUCAUUUGUUGUUCAUGUAAUCAGAACAGUGGGAUAAAAGUUCUUUAAAGAACUGCAGCAGAUUGUAUUGUUGAGUGUUACAGAUACAUAGUUAAACUUCAGUAUAAAAAACACAAAGAAACCCAAAUUUUUAUUUCUAUAGAAUAUUUUAAUUGAUUGCACAUAGGCCUUAAUUUUCAUAUUUUGGUUCUACAAUUAAUACUUAAAAGUUAUACACUGUUAAAAAGCCUUGAUAACUAUUUUUUUUGGAAAUAGCCUCAGUAAUUGCAUUUUCUAAAAAUAAUUUACAAUAUUCAUGAAAGUGGUCAAUAAACAAAUAACUUUUUAUUUCUGACUGUGUUGUAAUUACUCCCAAAAUCUUCCCACAAUGAAAAAAACCCCAUUUGGUGAGAAGGGGUAGUACCUUCAAUCUAAAAAUUGAAGCAAUGAAAUAAAACUUAUGUGAGAUUGAAAUGGUACUCUCACUUAAUUACAUUAUUGACAGUAAAAAUGUUUUGGCAGAUGUUUUCAUUUAUUUUGUGUGUUCAUUUGUGUAUUGUGUGCUUCUUCACAGUUAAUAUUUUUCAAUAAUGAACUGUUGCAGGUGAUUUUGAUGGGAGAUUAGAGAAAAGUGCCAUUGACACAGCAGAUUUUCUUCUCUUCAUGGAUAAACUUUUUGACAGUGUCAAUGGUACACGUAUCCAUGCUGUUGAAGGGAAGUUGCUCCGCUGUGCUGUUACUGCACGUUCUCCACAUGUUCAGUUUUGGAGAGAUGCGAUUCCUGUCUUGGAAUCAAUACAGUUCACCAAUGGCAAAACUUCAACAAGACCACCUUCUGUGAAAAACUGUGUUCGUACAGUUAAGGGUUUUCUUCAUAUCUGGGAUAAGUUGAAAGAAGACUUCAAGUUUCUUGCACCAAGAAACUUCAAUCAAGAUCCCUUGGAGAAUUUCUUUGGCUCAGUUAGGAGCCACGGAGUGAGAAAUAUCAAUCCAACUUGUUCUAAUUUUAAAUCAUCUUUCAAAGGUUUGCUCUUAAAUAACUUAGUCUCAGCACACUCUGUUUGCUCUAACUGUGAGGAUGAUGACUGUAUUGGUCCUCUAGAUUCUUUGAAGGAGCUGGUGGGGAGUGUAAAAUCUUCUACUGUCUGUCCAGAAACACCAUUCCAUGUUCAGACUCCUGUAGACUAUACUGUACCGCAGACACGUUUGUCACGUGCCACAAAAGUUUAUGUGACCGGCUAUCUUGCCAGGAAAGUCCUUAAAAAAUUGAAAGGUUGCAUAUCUUGUAAGAAAGUUCUCAUAAGCGAUUGCAGUGUGCCUAACAAUGAAAUUAUCAUUGCAAGAUCUUACUCUGCCAAAUCCCUAUGUCAUCCACAUACAACAUUUUCUGACACUUGCAAUACCAUUGUAAAAGUUAUUACUUCUGAGUUACCAAAAAUCUGUUAUCAGCCAGGUGUCAGACAGAAGAUAUUGGCCAAGAUUCUGAAUUCUGAAACAAGAUUAAUAUCGUGUUCUAUACACAAUCUUCAUGAGUGUGUGGCAGAUAUUGUUGUUAAAUUUUAUGUACAUCAGUGGUGCAACAACAUCAAUAGGCUGUUAAAGGGAAAAUUUAUUCCAAAAGUGUUUACUGAUCCUUUAAAGAAAGCAGCAUAUCAAAAAUACUUGAAAUCUCGUUCUGGAAAAAGUGUAGGUAAAUAAUAUACAUAUUGUAGGUUCUUGGUGUACACACUCCUCACAUUUUAAAAUUUAUGUUAACAUCAUGACUUGGAUGAAAAUAGUAUUUUUGUCUGAAAAGAAUUCAUUUCAUACACACACUAAAAUGUCAAUUGCUUUAAUUAAUAUAAUGGUUAUGAAAAAAAAUUUUAUAAAAUUGUUUGCACAGCAUUUUGUUUAUAUAGAUUAUAGAUCAAUAAAUCAGACUACAGCAUUUACGUUUAGAAUUGUAGUAUUAAUUAGCAUUUAUCAAGUUAUUAAACAGUAAAAACAAAUCUUUUACUGAACCAAAAAAUUAACAUUCAGCAUUCAGCCAGGUUUUUCCCUAAUUAUUUGUUCUUAAUAAGUAACAUUGUACACUGUGUUUACGUAUGUACAUACCUUUGUUUUGAUUACAGAAACAUAAACAAUAUAAAUGUAAUGAAUAUACACAUAUUCAGUAAAUGUGAAACAAGUUAUUUUUCAUACACACUGUUAAAUCACAGCUCGUAAUGUUUGCAGUUUAUUAAUUUACUGCUAUUUUUGAUGAGACUGAUCUAAAAAAAUGUUCUGUAAUCUUUUUUUCUCUCCUGAUUUUGUAUGUAAUACUACAAUUGAUAGCAGCAACAUGCAUUUCAACAGUCACUACUGAUGAAAAAUGUGUGCUGCUUUGAAAGCAUAGUACCAAUUUGAUUCACGAAUGUACCCUUAAACGCUCGUUCUUGUCACAAGUUAUUCCCAUUUACGUGUUAAACAAUUCCUUCAUUAAGUUUGUAUAAAAUUUGAAAUAAACACACAAAUAAAGGAUAAAUAAAACUUUCUUUUUCCACAUGUUAGCAUAGGUUACAGUUACUGACCUCAUAUUGCAAAAUGUUUUUGGUAUGUGCAGACAUUUUGUGUUGUUAGUCAUUUCUGUGUGACAGUAACAUUUAUCUGCUUUUAGGCCUAAUUGUUUCCCUUUGUUUAUAGCUAAGAAACCAUUUUGUUGCAUUGUAUAGCUUAUAACUUAGUCACUUUGUAACAUUUCAUCACACCUAUAUAGUUAAUACUUUUCCAUCAUUUCUCUAGAUUGAAAAUGGUAAAACAAUGGUUUCAUCACCCUAAUGUUAUGGAUCCAAUAUGUAAAUUGUGGUUUGGUUUUAUUCAUUGGGAAUAUUUAUAUUACCCCUCAAACAACUCCUUCAGUUUACACAUCAUACUUUGAAGCCCUUGAAGAUAAGUUUUUGUGAAUUCUGAUGUCUCUUUAAUAAUGUAACGUUGCCCCUGCCCUCCUAGCUAAAUAUUUUUCUUUUAAACUAUUUUCAUGAAGGUAAAUAUUUCUUAAAAAAAGUCUCGCUAAGCAUAUCUGACCGUUUUUAUGUAUUUUAGGGUUGAUAUUUGUACUUGCUGUGUGUUUUAAGAAUGUACUUUGUAUUUUAACAGACAUUUGCAAUCAUUACUAUUUUUUAUGUAAUUAUUCACAAAUAAACUGUUGUACUGGAUCUUUGCCUGUUUUGGCCUACUUUUUCAGGUUUUUCUAAAUAAGUUUAAUUUUUUAAAGUAAUUUGUAUUAUGAUUGCUGUUACAUAAGGUUCUAGAACAAUGGAUUUGGUGUGGGAUGUAUUAGAGAUAGGCAUAAGAGGCCUGUAAGUGCGAGAGAGAACGAAACAGUGAUUCCCCGGUAACAGAGACAAAAGCUGGGAUUCACCACUGGUCGUGGGAACUGAGUGAUAACUGCUGUCUCACUGUGUGGGAGAGAGAACGAGAAUGUAAAGUCCCUGGCUCUGGGUAUAUAAAACUGUUUUCAAUGUAUGUCGCGUAUUCCUAUUGGCUUGUGAUUUGUAUUGUGAAUGAAGCGUGUGUGUGAUUGGUCGGUGACGUCAUGUGACUGCCCUCCCUGCGUGAAGGACACAGUGCCAUGAUCUCACGUCGUCUGUCGAUCGCUGCACCAGGAGGGCGCGUUCGGUGGCUUCUCACGAAACAUGUAGUAAUUGUGGAAUAGAAAACGUAACGUCGGUAGCUAGAGCCAUGCCGUUUAAUCAUUUGUUGUUUUGAAACUUUUUGGACAUUUUUUGUAAUUAGAAAUUGCGGCUACCGACGUCGGUGUCUGGCUCGUGGCAAAAUUCAUUUUCGCUGGGGGCGGCCAUGUUUGAGACCGCACUGAUUUUGUUUACUUACAGUAAAAUGUUACUGAAGGACUUAAUCUACGUUAUUUUUUGUUAAUUCUCAUCGCCCGAGCUGCGAGCAAUUUCGACAGGCGGAUGUACGAAUGGAAUGAGUGAGAAAUAUUUUGAAAGUGUUUGGAUUCGUCGGUGCAAUAUUCUAUUUUGAAAAAUAAAACUAAAACUACAA
Messenger RNA from Bacillus rossius redtenbacheri, 5955 nucleotides. RefSeq lists its product as uncharacterized. Bases 162 to 1772 code for a protein of 536 amino acids. The transcript has 5 exons. The record is from RefSeq and is a predicted model, not a curated record. Lineage: Eukaryota; Metazoa; Arthropoda; Insecta; Phasmatodea; Bacillidae.